GUUGUUGAUGCUCGAGACCGCGGAAUACAUGGUGUCAUUGCCUUUAGUCUAAGCCACAUACACACCGUACAGUACAAGCUCCCUAGAAUAUAACGUCCCUGUCCCUUUAAAACUCCAGACAAAAAGCCCCAUAUGAUCCCUGAGCUCCAAUCAUCAUUCCCUUCUGCAAAAGCAGUCUCUGCAUUUUUGUCUUUUCCUAAAUGCUAACAUGGCGAAAAAAAGACUGAUGUCAAGAAAAACAGAGGCAGAAGAAAUGUGAAAACAGGAAAACCAAACAUUUUCAUGGAGAACAAAAGUCAGAAGCAAAGGGAGGAGAAUCCGGACUCCUUUGCACCAGAAAACCUGCAUCAAAAUGUCUCUUGACACAGGGGUUGUACUGACCAGACUGGAGAAUUCCAAACGUAAUACCGAUCCACAAAAAGGGAGACAAAACCAAACCAGCUGAUAGCAGAAAAGACGACUGAAUUCCCUUCCACUGAGUUCUCUCUAGUGGAGGAUGUUGCCCUCCACUUCACUUGUUUGAUGGACAGACUCAAUGAGCAGCGCCUGUUUCAGCCAGAUCUUUGUGAUGUAGACAUCGUAUUGGUUCAGCAGAAGAACACAUUUCCUGCGCACAAGGGGGUCCUCGCGGCCUACAGCCAGUUCUUUCACUCGCUCUUCACCCAGAACAAGCAGCUCCAGAGGGUGGAGCUCUCCCUGGAGGCUCUGACCUCUCAAGGCCUUCAGCAGAUCCUCAACUUCAUCUACACCUCGAAGCUGCUGGUGAAUGCCUGCAACAUACAGGAUGUGUUGAACGCGGCCGCUGUCUUUCAGAUGAGUGACAUUGCAACUUCCUGUCAGGAGCUCAUCAACAGCCACUCUUUGACCUUGACCAUCACGGGGGACAUGUCCAAGCAGGACGGUCAGGGCAACCCGCUUCCCUCGCAGUUCUACCGAGAGAUCAAGCAAGAGGUGGAUCCUCCCCACACCAAAAUCUACGCCAGAGAGGGCAACAAUCCCUACUCUGUCCGCGUUGAGGACAACGCAGGACCGAAGCACCAGCACAGGGAGUAUUUUAAGGAGGAGGAAGGUCGCGGGCGGGGGUCGUGCAAGAUCGAGGGAGACGCAGAAGAAUCCGAAGACUCGGACAGUCAUGGCUCUUUCAAUCGGGAGCAGAUCAUUGUGGAGGUCAACCUUAAUAACCAAACCCUGAAUGUUUCCAAAGGGACAGAAAGCAAAGCUUCAUCCACCGAGGCCAUCGCCUUGCUGGGACGGUGCCGUGGUGAAGAGCAGAACACUGAGGAGGAAGAGGAGGAUGACGAGGAAGAUAAUGAUGAUGAUGAUGAAGAUGCAGAUGUUGGCGAAGAGGAUGAAGAUCAGACUGAAGAAGACGACCUGGUGGACUCCAGUGAAGUUGAGGAUGAUGAUGAGGAAGAAGAUAAUAAUGACAUUCCGGAAGUCAAGAAGGAGAAAGUGGAGAGGCCGCGGAGGAGGACCAGAGUUUCUGGAGAUGCCAAGGCCACGGUGUCCACACAGCAAGUUGAGAGCAGCGCUGAGGCAGAUGGGAACCACAGAGGGAGGAAGAGGAAAAAGGACCAGGAAGGCUUGGGCCAGAAGGUGAAACUGGAAGACAAAGAGCAUUUCCCUUGUAAGAAGUGCCCGCGGGUCUUCAACAACCGCUGGUACCUAGAGAAGCACAUGAACGUGACACACAGCAGGAUGCAGAUCUGUGAACGGUGCGGCAAAAGGUUUCUACUGGAGAGCGAGCUGCUGCUGCACCACCAGACGGACUGCGAGAAAAACAUCCAGUGUGUAACCUGUGGGAAGGCGUUUAAGAAGCUCUGGUCUCUCCAUGAACACAAUAAAAUUGUCCACGGCUAUGCAGAAAAGAAAUUCUCAUGUGAGAUCUGUGAAAAGAAAUUCUACACAAUGGCUCAUGUCAGAAAACACAUGGUUGCUCACACGAAGGACAUGCCAUUUACCUGUGAGACCUGCGGGAAAUCCUUCAAGCGCAGCAUGUCUUUGAAAGUGCACUCGCUGCAGCACUCGGGAGAGAAGCCCUUCAAAUGUGAGAACUGCAGUGAGCGCUUCCAGUACAAGUACCAGCUGCGCUCCCACAUGAGCAUCCACAUCGGACACAAGCAGUUCAUGUGCCAGUGGUGCGGGAAGGACUUCAACAUGAAGCAAUACUUCGACGAGCACAUGAAGACACACACUGGAGAGAAGCCUUUCAUCUGUGAGAUCUGUGGGAAGAGCUUCACCAGCCGUCCCAACAUGAAGCGUCACCGGCGCACGCACACGGGGGAGAAGCCAUACCCCUGCGACGUGUGCGGACAGCGCUUCCGCUUCUCCAACAUGCUCAAGACACACAAGGAGAAGUGCUUCCGGGUCAGCAACCCCAUGGGCCUCGCCAAUCAGGGAGCAGCAGCAGCAGCAGCAGUGGCCACACCCCUGUCCCUCCCCCUGCUUCCCUCCAUGGCAACCAUUACCCCGUCCUCUCACCUACCCCCCCUGCCACCGCUGUUCCCAGCCGGGAGGGUAAACAGCAACUGAGCAGAGAAACACACACAUACACACACUCAUUGUAAACAGCAACUGAGCAGAGAAGCACACACACACACACUCACACACUCUCAUUGUGAACAGCAACUGAGAAGAGAAGCACACACACACACACACACACACACUCUCACACACUCUCAUUGUGAACAGCAACUGAGAAGAGAAGCACACACACACACACUCACACACUCACACACUCUCAUUGUGAACAGCAACUGAAAAGAGAAGCAGACACACACACACACACACACACACACUCACACACUCUCAUUGUGAACAGCAACUGAGAAGAGAAGCGCGCACACACACACACACACUCAUUGUGAACAGCAACUGAGCAGAGAAGCGCACACACACACACACACACUCUCAUUGUGAACAGCAACUCAUCAGAGAAGCGCACACACACACACACUCAUUGUAAACAGCAACUGAGCAGAGAAACACACACACACACUCUCUCAUUGUAAACGGCAACUGAACAGAGAAACACACACACACACACACACACACACACACACACACACACACACACACACACACAUGUACGUACGUGUCAAGGUCACAAUCUUGGUAAGGCUAACCUCCAUUUUGUAAGCGUGGAACCCAUUCCAGCUGAGAAGGAGCUGUUCAGCAGUAAAGGGAUGCCGAUCUCAGGAUCGGUAACCACUUCCACUUCUUUUAUUCUUUUAGUUUUUAAUUUUUUUGAAUGUCUCAAGUUGUCAAGUUCAGUUAAAGAAAUGCAGAGACAGUGUUAAAGCAGAGACAGUGUUAUUUUGGACAUUGUAUUUUACUGUGGGAGUUACACAGUCUAUGCUCUGUAUGCUUCCACACAAGCCCAUACAGCACAUAAAGCUUGUUUAAUGGAGAAUUGCACGAUUUCACCGUCACGGAGUCCUUCAUAAUUCCGCCUGGCUGCUCCAUUCUCAUUGUAAGAAGCUACGGAACAACUUUUUUUUUUGUGGGGGGCAUUUCACAAACUCUUUUCCAGUAACCCCCGAUUUCCAAGUUAUAAUUUCUGAGAGAAAUCGAUGUAACCCUAACCGUUCCCAGUGGGAAUUUCUAUGAUGCCGCGUCAAGAAAUGUGGGUCAGAUGAUUAUUAUUUUGUUGUUGCUGCUGCCCCUCACCCCCUAGUUUUAAAGAUCGUUUGUAAUUGGAUCUCAGUUUUCAGCAGCUGUGAUUUCUCUUCCCUGAACGCCUGUGUGUGUGUAUAGAAACUAUACUAGCCUGAGGAAGUACUGGGUCUUCAGUCCCUUUAUAGAAGGCAAUCUCAAAAAGGACUUCAGAGGAAGGGGGCAGAUUUUCAGCAGCAAGCAGAAGAAGUGAUAUUUCUGACUGUUCCAUGAACACUUUACAAUGUGGAGUACAACAAAAUAAGAAACAGGAUCACUUUACAAUGUGGAGUAGAAUCAAAUAAGAGAAAGGCUGUAGACUAAGGACUCCAACAAACGUGGAGCUCGGUUUAACUUCAAAAUCAAUGUAACUUCAAAAGUUAUGCAAUGGCAUAACUGUAUUGCUGUGUAGAAGAGUAUACUGGACUGUAUACUGUGGCUGAGGAGCAGUGCAGCAGCCACAAUAGGAAGCUCUGUGUUUUCUUGUUUUAGUCAUCAAUCACUUUAAAGACAUGUGCAGUAGGAGAAGUUGAGAACUCAAUUGUAAUGCUCCCACGAUAACCAAAUGCUACUCUGUGUCUAGGGCAAGCUUAUAUUGCAUUGCAAUAACCAAAUGCUGUGAUCUCAUUAUAUUGCAUUCAUCCAUCAUUUCUAGUGAUGCUGAUGGAGUGCUGUUUAGAAUCCCUGGCAGCAUUUCUGUAAAACAUGAAGUGAAGACUUGGAAAGCUGUGCAGUACACAGUGCAAUGUGGGGACUACGAAAGCUGUGCAGUACACAGUGCAAUGUGGGGACUACGAAAGCUGUGCAGUACACAGUGCAGUGAGAGGACUGAGAAAGCUGUGCAAUACACAGUGCAAUGUGAGAAAAUGUGUCGCUCUCUCUAUAUCAUGUAAUGGUAUUUUAAGCUUGGAAAAUGUUGCAGUCUUAAAAGUGACUCUAAAAAGCAAAAGGUUUGAUUUGCUGAGGGAUGGCGGAUGACAGACUGUUUUGUACUGCCUAACCUGAAUCGUGUUGCUUAUGUUAAGCAGUUUGUUUUUAUAGUUCUGUUUGUGGAGUAACUUGGCACUUGUUUUUCUUGUUUCCUUUGACCCCUCCUCGCACCUCCUUUUUAGAGGCCACAGCUAGUAUAGCUAUCGCUUCACUUUUACAAUACAACGCAUGUACUGUGAUACAGACGCUGUACUGGUGUAUAAAAACAGUUGGCAAUGAGCACAUGUAAUUGAUUCAUACUGUAAGGGUAACUGUCGGAAGCUAAGCACAGUUCUGCUUGCAGUUCCCAUUUGAACCCAUCAGUUGUCAUUGUCCUUUAAGGACAGGCUACUUUGUCAUUUUUGGAGCAUUUUUUAACCUGUUGCCGUAUUCCUUGAAUUUGAGAUGGAGUCCAAAUUUCCCACCCUCAAUUUGAGGAAAAAAUAAAACAUCAAAUAAAUCUGUAUUUACAAAGAUACAACCUCAGUUACGCAUAUGGAGGCAGUUUGCAGCCGUCUGCUAUCACACGGCAUUACAGAUAUGUGCUGCUUCUCAUUUCCAGCCGUCAUUACUCACUCCUGUUUUUCUCCCAGUUUGUGAACUGUGGUAUUGCUUGGCAUGUCAAAAAAUACGGGGCUCUGAUCACAUUUUUAUCUGUCCAAGCUGGUACUGUUUGUUAGAAAGGCUGAAAUUGUGCUGAGCUUCAUAGCUGGUGUGAAAUUUCACUGAUUACAGGCACGUCUAACUUGACUGCCCUCAAAAUAGAACACAGCUGUUUGUAGCGAAAAAGGAAGGACUUGAAUUUUUUUUCUGUGAAGGAAUAUUGAUUUAGAAUGUAACACAUUUCAUAAAUACAGCUUGUAUUCUGAAUGUGGUACUUCAUGUGUUAAACUGAAUCACAGUGUGAGCCUCUAAUACUAGCAGGGUUAAACUAAACAAACUGAGAUUCAUAACAUUUUUUAAAUGUAUUACUGAUUGGGUAUGGUGGAGACCACUGGCCAUGUCUAUUCCUUUCCCCAGGAUUCUUACUGCACUACAAGGCUAGAGAGAGCUGGUGUUAUUUGCAAUAUUGCACAGUACAAGGCUAAAGCUAGAGAGAGCUGGUGUUAUUUGAAAUACUACACAGUACAAGGCUAGAGAGAGGUAGUGUUAUUUGCAAUAUUGCGCAGUACAAGGCUCAAGAGAGCUGGUGUUAUUUGCAAUAUUGCACAGUACAAGGCUAGAGAGAGCUGGUGUUAUUUGCAAUAUUGCACAGUACAUAGCAAUUGUGCAAGACACUAUUUUAUAAACAAUACCUGUCUCCACAAGAGAAAUAGUCAAGAAAAAAGAAAGCAAGUCACUGCUUGUCUGCACAGUGGCACAGUAUGUACUGUACGGUACUGUAGAUGCCUGUGGUACUGAAAGGCAAAUACACUAAAUAACACACUGCCCAGUGCUGCUUCCAUUUGCUGGGAGAAUAACUGACAAUAAGCAUUACAAAAAAAAGGGCCUUUCUGCUAGUUUAACUGUUAUCAUUUUUUAUCAGUGUAUUACCUUUUGAUUUCUGACUGUAGGUCAUUAACAUAUUUUUUUAUGCAUUUUGCAUGAUUAUUAAGUUACGGAAACUUUAAAACAAAAAAGACAUCUAUCGGGACAAAACCCAACCCACUCCGAUGAUGACGUGUGUGGCAUGCGUUGAACCCUGUCGCUUGCAGUAACAGAUCCUGGGUAUUGGUUGCUGUCUCACUGGGGGAGGCGCACUUUAUCUAGUAGAGCAGCUUUGUCCCCUGGAUUCUGUGGCUGGAGUCCAGAUACUGGCAGGAAGGGAUCCAAAAUAUUACAGAAAACUCUGAUUUCAUGCUGACUCUUAGGGCAUGUCGCUACCCUGGGUGGUGCUAGCUAUUGGCCAUUUCUCCUUCUAAAUAUCAUAUUGUAGCUGCGCCUAUCUAAUUAUAAUGUUUCUAAUCACACAGAAGAACAUGAAACGGGAUGUUUAGAAGGCAUAAGGGGUUCUAAUCACAGAAGCACAUGAAACAGGAUGUUUAGAAGGCAUAAGGGAUUCUAAUCACACAGAAGCACAUGAAACGGGAUGUUUAGAAGGCAUAAGGGAUUCUAAUCACACAGAAGCACAUGAAACAGGAUGUUUAGAAGGCAUAAGGGAUUCUAAUCACACAGAAGAACAUGAAACAGGAUGUUUAGAAGGCAUAAGGGAUUCUAAUCACAGAAGCACAUGAAACGGGAUGUUUAGAAGGCAUAAGGGAUUCUAAUCACACAGAAGCACAUGAAACAGGAUGUUUAGAAGGCAUAAGGGAUUCUAAUCACAGAAGCACAUGAAACAGGAUGUUUAGAAGGCAUAAGGGAUUCUAAUCACACAGAAAGGCAUGAAGUAGGUAGUCUCAAGGUUUGAUUCUGGAGCCUCUUGGACAAUUGAAAUGCUAAAGAGAGCCUGUGUUAGUUUGCCGGCAGGUGGUAAUAAUAUAUAAUACCACGAGAGCUGCAACCAUGUACAGUGUAUGUUGUUGCCAUUCUGGUAAAUUAGGCAUCUGACGACAUGCCUUUAGGAAGGGGCUAGUGUCCAGUCUUCAGUCAUGUGGUCUAAACCCUGACAUCUUUAGCUGCAUGCCUGGCUUGACACACUGACUGAUACAUGUCCACAGACACCGACGGUAUGUCCAUGCAUAUAUUUAUAUAUGUUACAAAGAAACCAAGGCAAGCUCUGUUAUGGCCAGAACCAGUCACAUUGUUAAGUCAUCCCAGUUUUGCUGUUAUAUUAACUUUAUAUAUAUUUCUAUUGUCACAUGUUUAAAUGGCAAGAGCAGAUCUGUUUUUUUCUGUCUUUUUAUAUAUUUAACAUGUUUUGGUCAGAUGACAAUAGAAAGAAAGCAAUGAAUUGUUUAAUGUAUGUUUGUAAGUGUUCGGUGGCUACCUGUAGUCUAGUUGACAGUGUGUGAGAAAUACACUCUCAACUACCAAAUACUUAUAAACAUGCAAUAAAUACACCCGUGAAUGUGUGGGAUUAUUUACUUGUUUUAAUGGCUUCAUAGUUACUACGCCGUCCGUGGAAAGCUGGCAACACUAAUGUGUGUGCGUGUGUGUGUGUAUCAUAUAUAUAUAUAUAUAUAUAUAUAUAUAUAUAUAUAUAUAUAUAUAUAUAUAUAUAUAGGCUGCUUCUCGAGGCCUGUCCACACUCCUGUCAUUCUUCUCCUGGCAGGUUCUCUUUGUUUGUUGCUGACCAGCUUUGUAGAGACCAGGGAGAAGAGCUUCAUUGAAUCCAAUAUUUCACUUUGUAGAGACAGAGAGAGAAGGAGUUCAUUGAAUCCAAUAUUUCACUCAUUAAAAGCAGAGGAGUAGAACUGCACUAUAGAUAUGUCCACCGUGUGGCGCUGCAGUAUAUUGUUAUAUUUUCAAAUGGCUUGAGAACGGGGGUCUUUGUAUAGCGGUGCUGCGAGAGCUGUGGGGAGAAGAACGAGCAGAGAUGUGGUCUUGUUUGUCUUGCUCACUAAUAGCAUGUCUGUGCCUGAGCCUGUAAAAAUAGUCACAUGGAUUUAUUAUUAUUAUUAUUAUUAUUAUUAUUAUUAUUAUUCAUUAUUAUUAUUAUUAUUCUGUAUUAUUAUUAUUCUAUGUUAUUGUUGGAGUUUCUAGAGUAAUAUUCUUUGGUUUUGGUCUGUUUUUUUAAAGGAAGUUUGUUAUUUGGGUUUUUAUGCUGCUAGUAGGGGGUUGUCAGUCUCCCCAGAUGACUGAUUUUCUGUGGCCUUUGUACCCAAAACCAAAAGGAAAUUAGGAUUCAGAACCCAGCCUGAGAAAUUGGGUUGUUUUUGGACAUUGCUGUGUUUUAUGCCCCUGAAUUGUGAAACACCAGAAUGUAAGUGAAUUGUGAAUUGCAGUAAUACAACGCUGUGGUUUAGGGUAGCUGUAGACGUUAUGCACUACAGUGCGAGGGUUGUGAAUUGCAGUAAUACAACGCUGUGGUUUAGGGUAGCUGUAGACAUUAUGCACUACAGUGCGAGGGU
Molecule: messenger RNA, 8612 nt
Organism: Acipenser ruthenus (sterlet)
Lineage: Eukaryota; Metazoa; Chordata; Actinopteri; Acipenseriformes; Acipenseridae
Product: zinc finger and BTB domain-containing protein 47
Exons: 7
Coding region: 523-2532 (669 amino acids)
Biological process (GO): regulation of transcription by RNA polymerase II
Cellular component (GO): nucleus
Molecular function (GO): RNA polymerase II cis-regulatory region sequence-specific DNA binding; DNA-binding transcription factor activity, RNA polymerase II-specific; protein binding
Source: RefSeq, a predicted model, not a curated record